Sphaerulina musiva SO2202 is the source of this 1308-nucleotide messenger RNA. RefSeq lists its product as uncharacterized. The transcript has a single exon. Gene Ontology annotation, molecular function: protein binding. Bases 1 to 1308 code for a protein of 435 amino acids. The record is from RefSeq and is a predicted model, not a curated record. Lineage: Eukaryota; Fungi; Ascomycota; Dothideomycetes; Mycosphaerellales; Mycosphaerellaceae.
AUGAGAAUAGUGCUGUUCUGCUUGGAGAAGUUCUGGGGUCACCCUAUAAAGUCCUCAUAUCGUGCCUCGGGAAUUGAUGCACAACAGCAAAGCGCAAGCGCAACAGCAUAUCUCAACCCGACGAGACAAUCCAUCUUGAAGAUGGAUCAAUUCCCGACCCCAAGUGUCAACGGCCCGGUGCCGUACAUUGCCGACGUCAAAGAAUUGUGCGAUUCUACCACGGUAACUAUCUUCCUCGUCGUGAGACCAGAGGUCAGACGCUUCCAUGUCCCCAAAACACUGAUUUGUGCACACUCAGCCUACUUUCGCGCCAUGUUCACGAACCCCGUAUUCGAAGAGGCCACUUCCCAAAAAGUGAUCAUCAGGGAGCAAAUUCACAUGUGGGCAUUCAUCACCUUCGUACAAUGGAUGUUCACGCAGCGUCUCAUUCUGACUGCAACCCCAGAAACGUCGAUCGAGGAGCUUCUCGAAGAUGGCGACGCCGCCGACCCGAGGACCUGGCCAUACUCUACUCUGUUUUCUCUGUACGCUAUGGCCGAUUUCCUGGACAGCAUCGGCAUGCGCAGACUCAUUAUCCAACAGGUCCAGAUCAAGAUGCGCAGCAUCGAUGAGUGCCCACGACCAUCAUACGAGGAUCUGGUCUUACUCCAACAACUCGUUCCAGGGUCCUCGCCUCUCCGCCAAUGGAUCGCCUUCGAUAUCGUCGUCCGCACGAGCAAUGACUCGAAGGAACCCGAUGAUAUGGUCAAUCAAUACUCGAAACUGUUCGAGGAGGCAGGGAAUGAGGAAAGUCUUGCCGAAUUCCACCGCGACAUCAACUCCAUUAAAGAAGUUAUAGCAGAGCAAUCGGACUGUGCCAAUUGUGGUCAAUAUGUUAAACCCAACGGGAGCGAUGCUUACAAACGUUGCUCGAAACGCCAUCAUCUGUCGACUGCACGCAAGCGGGAAAAGUGGGCUGCGACGUGUAUGUUUCAUGAGCAUACGCAUGAAUCCGAGUAUAAGUUCUGUAAAGUUCACUUUCGGUGUUUCCUCAAAGGCAAGGUUGCGGACUGGAUCAAGCUUUGGAAUUGGGAUGCGGAGCCGGAGGAGGAGUGGAAUGAGGAGGAGACGGAGGAGGAGACGGAGGAGGAGACGGAAGAAGAGACGGAGGGGGAGAUGCUUCAGGACUUAUUGCGGGACGAAUGGCGGGACGAAUGGCAGGACGACCAAGAUUCGGACGCUAGCGAUGAUGCGAUGUAUGAGGAUCUAAGUUGGAUCAGGCCGGUAGAUAUGAAAAGGUACGACAGCUGGGAUGACGAGACGUGGUGA